CUCUCGUUUCUCCCUCCUACUUCUCCUUGGAGCAGCGGGGGGUUUCUUGCAGUGUCACCCUGUGGGUGCUCACGGUGAGCUCAUCCUCUCGCUCGUCUGCUUACAGGAACGACCAGCCGGUGGAUGAUAUAGACCAGAGGUCCUCUACCAGAGAAGAAACCAAAUGGGGAAUCUCUUAAAAGUCCUCACUUGCACAGACCUUGCACAGGGGCCAAACUUUUUCCUUGACUUUGAAAACGCCCAGCCCACAGAGGGGGAGCGCGAGGUGUGGAAGCAGGUGAACUCCGUCCUUCAGGACUCGGACAGCAUCCUGAGCGGCCUGCAGUCCUACAAGGGGGCAGGCCAGGAGAUCAGGGAUGCCAUACAGAAGCCCAACGAUGCGCUGCUGCAGGACCGGGCGUGGAACUCUGUGUGUCCGCUGGUCAAGAAGCUGAAGGUGUUCUACAGCUUCUCCCUGAGGCUAGAGGAGGCCCUGCAGAGCCUGCUGGAGUCCCUCACCUGCCCCCCUGGCUCCCCCACCCAGCACCUGGAGAGAGAGCAGGCGCUGGCCAAGCAGUUCGCCGAGAUCCUCCACUUCACGCUGCGCUUUGACGAGCUCAAGAUGAGGAGUCCGGCCAUCCAGAACGACUUCAGCUACUACAGGAGAACCAUCAGCAGGAACCGCAUCAACAACAAGAACCUGGACAUGGAGAAGGAGGUGAACAACGAGAUGGCCAAUCGGAUGUCUCUGUUCUACGCCGAGGCCACGCCCAUGCUGAAGACCCUCAGCACCGCCACCACCAACUUUGUGUCGGAGAACAAGACCCUUCCUCUGGAGAACACGACGGACUGUCUCAGCACCAUGGCCAGCGUCUGCAAGGUCAUGCUGGAGACCCCGGACUACACCAGCCGGUUCAGUCGGGAUGACACCCUGCUGUUCUGCAUGAGGGUGAUGGUGGGGGUCAUCAUCCUCUACGACCACGUGCACCCCAACGGGGCCUUCAACAAGUCCUCCAAGAUAGACAUGAAAGGCUGUAUAAAGGUGCUGAAGGACCAGCCUGCAGACUCAGUGGAAGGCCUCCUCAACGCUCUGAAGUUCACGACCAAACACCUGAACGACGAGUCCACCCCCAAGAACAUCCGCUCAAUGCUCCAGUAGCCCCGCCCCCCCCCCCCCCCGCCGCGGGUGCGUUUGUUUUUUAGUUCGCAACCAUGAAGAGGACCGAUGGCCUCCGACAAAAGAUGUAUAUGUUUACAUUAUUUAAAAGACAAAAGAUGUUGUUAAUACUCUGUGUGUGUGUGUGUGUGUGUGUGUGUGUAUGUGUGCGUGCGUGUAUUUGCCUUUGCCAUUCCUACGAAGUUACUCAGUCGCUCUGAUCAUCCGUCAUCACGUCAGCACACAUGAGAAGAAAGAAGCACACACACACAAUGCCUUGACCUGUGUUAUUAAAGCAGCAGUACCUUACCUCCAGGUGGUCCUGGAUCACCUCGUCAUUGACAGCCAUUGGGCUCCCUCUUGUGAUCGGACACAAAUGGGAGUGUUCUACCGUAUGAGUGGGGGACAUGCCCUCUCGUGAUGUCACAAGUGGGAGUGUUCUACCGUAUGAGUGGGGGACAUGCCCUCUCGUGAUGUCACAAGUGGGAGUGUUCUACCGUAUGAGUGGGGGACAUGCCCUCUUCUGAUGUCACAAGUGGGAGUGUCCUACAGUUUGAAUGGGGGACAUGCCCUCUUGUGAUGUCACAAGUGGGCGUCUCCAACAUUCUUACACUAGGACACUCACUUGUGACAACACAAGAGGGCGUGUCCAACGUUAAUAUGGCAGGACAAUUCCACGUGUGACACCAAACAUCUGUGUGAACACUUGUGGCGUCACAUGUGUAAAUGGCUCUUAAUGGCUGAUCUGUGCGCCACCUGGUGGUGGGACAGGCGGUGGUGGGACAGUGUCCACCCUCUGGACACCUGCCUGCCUUAAAUAUCAUUACUGUCGCUUAGCGCGAAACCCUUGGAGAUCGUCUGUUAAACAUGUGAACGCCACGCCUGUCAUCUGAGUGGGCCGUGUGUCGCCUCUUCUCCAGCUUACAAUCCCCUUUCUCUCGCUGGGAGAGUUGAGACACAUGACGCAGAUGUUGUAGUUAUCCUGCUGCCUUGGAAGGAGAGUUCUCGUGUUCAUCCGGCGCGAGGCCACGUGGAGCUUCACUGGAUCGGUCCGCGGGGCCGACGGCACUGUGUCUGCGCCGCACAAUAAACCAAAUGUUUCUUCUCGUCGUUGUAACCUCUGUCCUUCGGGUGAUAUUUAUGUCCUGCGUGUGUGUGUGAGGUGCUUCAUUUAGUAUCCCCUCUCGUCUCCCGGUGUUCCUCCUGUGACGGACUGUAUUAAAACAAAAGUCUUUAAAGUAGAAGCGAGAGGUAAAUCCUGCGAGGUGCUGACGGUUCUGUCCCUCGCUCUGAGCGUCUGGGGGGUCCCCGGUCCAACCAAGCCAGUCCCCCUGGGGUAAAGGACAGAGAGAGAGAGAGAGUGAACUGGGUGAGAUCCACCCAGUGAACCUCUUUCCCUCUGCUCUCUCUCCUCGCGUGUCUGGAGGUCUGUCCGAGGCGUCCUUGUCUCAAGGUUGAUUUAAUUAAUUACUUUUGGUUCCAGAACACUUUUGAACACAGUUGAAACAAAGGCCUCGUUACGUUAAGUGUUGAGAAGGGAAGUAUUUUAAGAUGACGGUUUGGUUUGGUUCCUGAAUCUGCCCUGGGCUUCUCUCAGUCAUCCGAAAUAAAAGAUUUACCCCUUUUUAUUAUUAUAGAUAGUUAACCAAAGACGCAUUUAAUCCAUGAAUCACUGGCUGUGUCACAUUUAAAUGAAAUCUGACCACGUGGUUGCAAAAGGAAUCCGAGAACCGUGUUAAAGGAGCGUAAUCUGAGCCAGGUUGGGUCUGGGUCCUUAUCCACGCUGAAUAAACCUCAACAGUGUUUUCUGAUCACAUCACCGCUGUCCAGAUUAUGUCCAACUGUGUCAUAUUGUUGAAGGUCACUGGGCUCACUGGUUCUACGUUGAUGGGAUCCGUUCGGUUACCAGUUCGUUGGAAUCUGCCGAGAAUUUGGUCCGUAAAUGUACGACUGCAGAACAACAUACUACUAUUUCUUCAAGAACUACUGGAUUUACUUUACAUAAUCGUCUGUGCAGCCUUUAAAUCAACCUUUUGAAGCAUUGUGGUUGCCAUGGCUACAGCGGUAUUCGAUACCUUGACUAAGCGAACCUGUAUUCCUAUCUGCUUUUGUGCUCUUAAAUUCAUCCUAUACCAUAUCACACACGUAUACUCAGCGCUCGUAAAUGAACUGUACUCACAUCGUUACCUACUAAUUCAUUCCAUAUCUUUGAAUAAUUCCCCUGUGUUUUAUCCCUGGUGUGAGUUUUAGAAACAUAACUGUAAGCCAUACUGGGAGGUCUGGGUGUGAUAGUGGGUGAGUGUCGUGGUCACAUGGGAAUGAAUGAUUAGCGUGCAUUUACAAACCCUGUGAUGUAUGAUACUGACAUUGUUCAUGAACUGACUUGAAGUGGGCUCUUGGUAUUUUGAUUAUAAUUCUUUUUUUUUGUUAAACCUUAUUCCAAAAUGGAUGUACACAAAGCUUUCCCUUUCUUUUCUUUUUUACCCGAAAUAUGCUACUGUGUUAUUCUGAGAUUUCAACUCUGUUUUUAACUGAAACGAUCAGUUUAUUGUCAGGUAACUGCUAUUAAUUAACAGUUAAUUGUCAGUUCAGAUCCUUGAGUUCUGACUCCAUGUUUAUAAUGAUUUGGCCUUGUAACGAAUGGGAUGUGUGGAUUGAAAAUUAAAGGUGGUACAUUUCUUAAA
Molecule: messenger RNA, 3819 nt
Organism: Gadus macrocephalus (Pacific cod)
Lineage: Eukaryota; Metazoa; Chordata; Actinopteri; Gadiformes; Gadidae
Gene: cyria
Product: family with sequence similarity 49 member A
Exons: 11
Coding region: 164-1138 (324 amino acids)
Biological process (GO): regulation of actin filament polymerization
Molecular function (GO): small GTPase binding
Source: RefSeq, a predicted model, not a curated record